Ceraceosorus bombacis is the source of this 1105-nucleotide messenger RNA. The record is from the annotation of a GenBank genome assembly. Lineage: Eukaryota; Fungi; Basidiomycota; Exobasidiomycetes; Ceraceosorales; Ceraceosoraceae.
AUGGCCGUCAGCGUGGAAGCACCGACCCUUCGGAUGCUGCAAUCGCCCCACGUGGAGCUGUUCAGUCAAGGAGCCGAAGCGCGCAUCUAUAUCUACACUCCGCCUCCCAUCACCACAACCUGGCUCGACGACUCAAAGGACGUUGCAGGCAGUCCGCGCUCGAUCGCUGGAGGUUCAGCCGCCGAUCAACUGAUCAUCAAGCAUCGCUUCCCAAAGAAGUACAGACAUCCGUCUUUGAGCGCCAACCUCACCGCCUCCCGCACAAGCCUCGAAGCUAGAGCUCUGCUCAGAGCGGCGAGGGAUGGGAUCAAUGUGCCUGCUCUGCGAUUUGUGGACGAAACUCAAGGUGUCAUUGGGCUGCAACGGAUUCGGGGACGGACAGUGCGUAGAUGUCUUGGUGCAGGAGAUGAAGCAGAAGAGGAAGAGGAGAGCGAAAGCACACAUAGCAUCUCAGAGCACGUGCUUUCAGACGUCGCAUCGGAAGCUCUGGAUGAGUGGACGCAAUGUGAGCUGUUUGGGUCGAACAUCAUCGCGCUGAGUCGGUGCGGAAAGGCUCACAAGGCGCUUGAAUGCGUUUCCCUCUCCAAUCUACAGCCCAAGUGAUGAUCUUAAUCGGACGUCAGCUGGCGCUCUUGCACGCUGCGGAUAUCAUACACGGCGAUCUGACGACCAGCAACAUGAUCUACGUCGAGGCAGAGCCUGGCAUGCUGGGCAGAGUCGUGGGUGCUCCGCCGAUCCACUCAGCAAUAAUUUCGAGCGUCCUGACCGACUCUCCUUCCACGGCAGGUUCUCAUUGACUUUGGCCUGACCUCGCAGUCCUCCUCCGCGGAAGACAGAGCGGUGGACCUAUACGUCCUCGAGCGGGCAUUUGCGAGUACUCAUGCGGGCUCAGAGCACCUGUUCACACAGAUACUGGACACGUACUUUACGGAAACGGACUUGAUUAGGAAAGGAAAGGGGAAAGGCUUGAAAAGCGCAGAGAUUCUCCGAACAUUGGAAAAAGGUGAGUCAAGUGCACAGAUCACACCUCUUUCUAGCUGACCCACGAAAGUCCGCUUUGAUGGUAGUGCGCCUACGGGGGCGCAAGAGGUCCAUGGUCGGCUAG